This is a messenger RNA of Striga asiatica, 1953 nucleotides long. The record is from the annotation of a GenBank genome assembly. Lineage: Eukaryota; Viridiplantae; Streptophyta; Magnoliopsida; Lamiales; Orobanchaceae.
GCGAACACGAUACAUUUCACCUGGACGUGCCCUUCUCACGUGGUUUACCAUCCGGCCCACAUACAGUCUUACAGACCAGCACCAAUAUAUCGCCAUUUUUUUUUUUUCUUUUUCGGCCUUAUCCACUGCCAUGGGUCUGUUUUUUUCAACUCAUCAUCAUCACAUCUUUCUGAGAUUCAAGAUAUUUUUCACAAGACCAGCAAAUUAAGCGAGAGAGAGAGAAGGAGAGAGAAAUGGCGACUGAUACGGCGGUGUUGCAGCAUGCAGAAGUCGGUAAUGGCUGCUGCAAGAAGGGACCAGGAUACCCUACUCCCCUGGAUGCAAUGUCCGGCCCCAGAGAAACUCUUAUCUAUGUCACUUGUGUUUACACAGGAACAGGAAAGGAGAAGCCAGAUUACCUAGCCACAGUGGAUGUUGAUCCAAGUUCACCAUCGUAUUGUAAAAUCCUGCACAGGCUGCCCAUGCCUUAUGUUGGUGACGAGCUCCACCAUUCUGGAUGGAAUUCCUGCAGUUCUUGCCAUGGUGAUCCUUCAGCGUCACGCAGAUUUCUUGUACUUCCUUCACUUGUGUCUGGUCGAAUAUAUGCAAUCGAUACUCGGAAAGACCCAAAGGCUCCAAGUUUGCACAAAGUUGUUGAGCCAAAAGACAUAAUACAGAAAACAGGAUUGGCUUACCCACACACUGCUCACUGCCUUGCUUCUGGUGAUAUCAUGGUGUCGUGUCUUGGAGACAAAGAUGGGAAUGCUCAAGGAAAUGGAUUUCUUCUGCUGGACUCUGAUUUCAACGUCAAAGGAAGGUGGGAAAAACCAGGCCACACCCCACUAUUUGGGUACGAUUUCUGGUACCAACCUCGGCAUAAGACAAUGAUCAGCAGCUCCUGGGGCGCCCCUUCUGCCUUCACCAAAGGUUUUGAUCUUAAGCAUGUCUCAGAUGGUCUUUACGGGAGACAUCUGCAUGUGUACAGCUGGCCUGAGGGCGAGUUGAAACAGACUUUGGAUCUUGGAAGUACUGGUCUGUUACCUUUGGAGAUAAGGUUCUUGCAUGACCCUGACAAGGAUACUGGAUUUGUGGGGUGUGCUUUAACAAGCAACAUGGUAAGAUUCUUCAAGAGGCCUGACGGGUCAUGGGACCAUGAGUUAUCAGCAUCGGUGAAGCCAGUUAAAGUGCAGAAUUGGAUUCUUCCCGAGAUGCCUGGUCUCAUAACUGAUUUCUUGAUAUCUCUCGAUGACCGUUUUCUGUAUUUGUCCAACUGGCUUCAUGGUGAUAUUAGACAAUACAACAUUGAGGAUCCUGCAAAUCCUCGGCUGACUGGCCAGGUAUGGGUGGGAGGUUCCAUUCGAAAAGGAGGCAACGUGACAGCUGUUGCUGAUGAUGGUACAACAUACCAGGUUGACGUGCCCGAUAUUCAGGGACAUAAAAUCCGAGGGGGACCUCAGAUGAUACAGCUGAGUUUGGAUGGAAAGCGACUGUAUGUGACGAACUCUCUGUUCAGCACUUGGGAUCGUCAGUUUUACCCUGAACUCGUGGAGAAAGGCAGCCAUAUCCUGCAGAUUGAUGUUGAUACUGAGAAGGGUGGUCUGGCAAUCAACCCGAAUUUCUUUGUGGAUUUUGGUUCUGAACCAAACGGCCCCUCGUUGGCUCAUGAGAUGAGAUAUCCGGGUGGAGACUGCACCUCUGACAUCUGGAUUUGAAUCGAAUGUCUUUUCAUUGUUGAAUGCUUUUUAUAUACCCUUGUGGGUAAUAAUGCUGUUCAGAAUAAAAUUUGGCCUGUGAGGAGAUUUGAGAAAUAAAUAGCUUUGAGGGACUUGGAAUUCACAUAUCUUUGUUGAUUUGAGCCAUUAUCCUCUUGGUUGUCAACCUUUGGCAUUGUUCUUCAGUUUGUUGAAACUUGUUUUCUGUACGUUGCAAGCACAGAUUCUUUAAUGAAUUUGACAAUGUCUUCUAUCAAAUAUA